Messenger RNA from Diaporthe citri, 747 nucleotides. RefSeq lists its product as uncharacterized. The transcript is spliced from 5 exons. Bases 1 to 747 code for a protein of 248 amino acids. The record is from RefSeq and is a predicted model, not a curated record. Gene Ontology annotation, molecular function: acetate transmembrane transporter activity. Gene Ontology annotation, cellular component: plasma membrane. NCBI's taxonomy places the organism in Eukaryota, Fungi, Ascomycota, Sordariomycetes, Diaporthales, Diaporthaceae.
AUGUCUGGCAUAUCUGCAUCUGAGCUGGCCCAGGAGGAGACCUUGAAGACGUCAGUGACGAGGUCAGAUCCGGAGAACCGACUCAACGCGCCAUUCAUUCUCUACGAACCUCUGCCUAUCAUAAAGAAGAAGUCACUGGGAGCUGGCUCCAUAUUGCCGAUCGGCGCUUUCGCUACCACUCUGACGACCCUGUCGCUUUCUUUGAUGGAAUGGCGAGGUGUCACGACUACCAAUGUUUACAUAGCGAACUUCUUUUUCAUCGCGGCAUUUGGACUCGUGGUCACAGCCCAGUGGGAGUUGGCCAUCGGGAACGGGCUCGCAUACUCGAUCUAUAGCGCUUUCGGGCUGUUCUAUGCGGGAUAUGCAGCAAUGAUCACCCCAUCCUUCGGAGUCGCAGAUGCAUACGGCGACGACAUUCAGCAGUGUAAUAAUGCUGUUGGGUUCUUCAUGAUAUUAUGGACCGUCUUCGUUUUCGCUCUCUUGGUCGCGGUCAUCCCCACUAACCUCACUUUUAUUGUAAUCUUCAUCUUCCUGGUUCUGGGUUUCCUGUUUGUGGCAAGCAGCUACUUUGCCGCGGCGGACGGUCAUGCUACUGCCUCAGUCAAUCUUAGAAAGGCCGGUGGAGUAUUUUGCUUUCUGGCUGGACUAGGAGGCUGGUACUUGACUUUCCAUCGUUUAACGGCGGAGUCGUUGUUGGACAUUCCACUCGGUGACACGUCCCGAUAUUUCGGCAAGAAAACCAAAUAG